Molecule: messenger RNA, 1080 nt
Organism: Diversispora eburnea
Lineage: Eukaryota; Fungi; Glomeromycota; Glomeromycetes; Diversisporales; Diversisporaceae
Source: the annotation of a GenBank genome assembly
AUGGGUCAUUGUGUAGCUAUAACAUUCGCUUUAUUAUUUCUUUUAAUUGUGUUGGGUAGUUAUGUUACUGUUGAUAAUCAAGAAAUUCCUGAACAUGAUUUUUCGAAAUUUACUGGAUAUCCAACAUGGCAUCCUCCAAUUGAUGGAAUGAAUGGUAAAGGCAAUGAUGAACAAUCCGCUACAACAAUUCUUUUCUCAGCUGUUAUGAUGAUUAUAUCUGGAUAUUUAAUUAUGAAAUGGACUUCCCGUAGUCAGAAUAAUUAUAAUAAAAGAAAAAUGACAUUUUUUAUAUUAAAUGACGAUAAAACAGUUCCUACUUUUGGAUUUGAUGCACUUUUAGGUGUUUAUAGUUUAGUUACAGCAUUAACGGGUAUAAUGUUUCUUUGGGUAGAUGUAGGAAAAAUAUGGGCACCAUUUGGAGCAUUGCAUAACGCAGUAGAACUUGUUAUAUUAGUUAACAUGCAUUAUGGAGGAAGAAUUAUUUCAAAUACAUUUUUGGGAAUUUUAUCACUUUAUAUUAUGCUUAAUACUGGAUUAAGUAUUUUCUUAACUUGGCCUUAUGAUGCAUUAUGGUUUAAAACGCAAGGUCUUUGUUUGGAUUGGUCACUUGUAAUUCAAUUCACACGAACAUAUUUAAACACGAAAAAACAUAUCAAGAAUGAUGCUGCGUCAGUAUUUCAUAUAUUUGGUAAUAUCGUGAGUACUAUAUGGAUUUACGAUGCAAGUUCUUUUACCUACGCAAUUUCAUUUCCUGUCUACGCAUAUUUUGUAUAUUUGGAUACUCAAGCAAUUACAGUUCUUCCACGAAAAGUUAUCCAUUUACCUGAUACCAAUCAUUGGAAAGUUGCAGUGGUAACAAUUCUUUCACUCACACUUGCUUUCUUAACUACUAGAUUAGGUUUACCCAGUAUAGAAGAAGGAUAUUUUAAUAGCUCAGUGGUAUUAACAGAAGAAACACUAUGUGAAGAUAAAUUGGAAGAUAAAUUUUGUGAAUAUAGUGAUUGGGGAAAGCUUGGACUUGGUGGUCUAUAUGGUGAUGGAGGAGUAAGUGGUGGUGAUGAUUCAAAAACUUCUAAUUGA